Messenger RNA from Mycotypha africana, 2053 nucleotides. RefSeq names its product S-adenosyl-L-methionine-dependent methyltransferase. The record is from RefSeq and is a predicted model, not a curated record. Gene Ontology annotation, molecular function: methyltransferase activity. Lineage: Eukaryota; Fungi; Mucoromycota; Mucoromycetes; Mucorales; Mycotyphaceae. Gene Ontology annotation, cellular component: nucleolus. Gene Ontology annotation, biological process: rRNA base methylation. The transcript is spliced from 12 exons. The coding region runs from base 221 to 1690 and encodes 489 amino acids.
UUUUCAAGCCAGCGAAGAAGAAGAAAUAAUCGCCGUAAUAAACACGGUUUUCCUUGUAUUUCAAGGAUUUAGAUCAUUACAGUUAAAAUACUGUAAACAUGUAAGCUGUAGCAGGCCAAAAAUCCCGCUCACGAAAUGAAUAGUCACUUCGGGAUUUCUUCAAAUUGAUAGUGUAGCUUACGAUCGUUCAAAUCUCAUCACAAGAGAUUAGAUCUGCACAAUGAAUUUUUAUCAACAUGCUGGACGAAUACUAGAUAAGUUAUCUCGCCACGAAGGUACCAUCAAAGGUCUCGUUAUUGGCGAUCCCAAAGUUAAAGAUAAGAAAAAGAUGUAUGCUCUUGUUUGCGAAACGCUCAAAUAUAAACAAGUGCUGAAUGAAAUUAUUGAUGCGUCUAAGAUUUGUGUGAUCGAAAAGAAGUUAAAGAGAUCUCUAGCCAUGGUAUUAAUUCAUGACUUGUUAUUCACAAAGAGAGGUAUCACUGUUCGAAACGAUGUACCUCUGAAACAGUGCGUCAUCCGCCAUCAAACAAGGUUGAAGUCAGAAUUGACAAAAAUUAAGGUUAAAAGAGGAGUAUCUUCGAAUGAAGAUUUGGUCAGCCAGAAGGUUAAAGAUGCUAUUCUUAUACCUAGAUAUGCUCGAGUUAACGAACAUAAAACGACCGUAGAAAAAGCUGUUGAGUCUUUCCAAAAGGAGGGAUACUUGUUGGUAGAGUAUCCCGAAGAUCUGCGUAAUUUAAAAACAAACGAAUUUUGCCUUGAUCGACAUUUACGCGAUAUGCUCGUCUUUCAUCCAAGAACGGAUUUCCAUGCUCAUGCUCUCUAUUUAUCAGGUGAUAUUAUUUUGCAGGACAAAGCAUCAUGUUUCCCUGCUCAUGUGUGUCAAGUACCUGAAGGAGCCCAUGCUAUUGAUGCAUGUGCAGCUCCUGGAAAUAAGACCUCUCACUUAUCAGCAUUGAUGAGAAAUACAGGCAAAAUUUGGGCCUUCGAUCUUGAUUCCCGUCGUUUGAAUUUGCUUAAAAGACUUACGAAUAAAGCCGGUUGUAAAAAUAUAAUGCCUAUACAUGGGUCUUUUCUCGAUACUGAUCCUAAUGAUGCAAAGUUUGCACAGGUCGAGUAUUUGAUGCUGGAUCCAUCAUGCUCUGGAUCAGGUAUUAUUAGCAGAUUAGAUCAUCUUGUUGACGAUGAAGGAUCUACAGAAAAUGACAGCUCAAAUAGUAAUAACAGUAAUGAUCAGACCCGACAGGAGCGGUUAAAGAAUUUAUCAGAUUUCCAGAUAUCAAUUAUAGAGCAUGCUAUGAAGUUUCCCAAUGCCAAAAGGAUAGUAUAUUCCACAUGCUCUAUUCACACAGAAGAAAAUGAACACGUUGUGAAUACAAUACUGAAAAACAAUCCUAAUUUUGAGUUAGCACCGUACGAUAGCAUAUUACCGACAUGGUCAAGAAGAGGUCUAGUAGAGGAGUUUGGAGGAAACCAAGACUUGGCAAAACGAGUGGUUCGUACCUCUCCAGCAGAAGAUCUUACAAACGGGUUUUUUGUUUCUUGUUUUGUACGAAAGUCAGACAAUAUUACCGCUGGUUCAAAGAGAUCAGCUGAAGAGCAAGGUACAGCCAUACAGUAUUCAAAGAAAACACCAACGAAGAAGAAGAGAAGACAAGCCAAGGAAUCAAAAGUGCCUUUAACAAAGUUGUAAACACCGUGCUAAUACUGUAAAGUCUGCUCACCCGUAAAUCAGAAAUCAGAAAUCAGAAAUCAGAGAUCAGCCAUCAUUUUUUUAUAUUUCUUCGACAGUUUUCCGCAAUUACUCUGCAAUUUAAGUCGUUAUUAUUUGAGCAUAUCAAUACAUUGAUUAUCAAAUUCUGUUUUUUAAAUCUUGUGCAACAAAGAAUAAUUUUAUGAUAUGACAGCCUUGAAUCGAAAGGUUUUAAACGAGUCGAGUAUGUAAUAAUUCGAUUAUAAGAGUCCUUCUAUUCAUAUCAAUGUCAUUAAGUCGAAAUGUCUAACACAAUUGACAAAAAAGGAUUUCGAGAAAGAUGUCUGAAAACAUGCAGUAACU